GCUCCUCUCGGCUGGAGAGGCUCGUCUCUGCUCGCCCAAUGUGAGGAGUUCGGUAUGUGCUGCAGCGUAUGCCCAAACCGACCUUUGUGAUGACAAUCCGGGAGUUUUCGGUAACGAAAGUUGUUCAGACUGAAUGUUGUUCUUUUUUCCUCUGAGUAUCUGCAGUGUACGGUGCUGUCUCGUGCUCUUCCUUUUCCUGACACAAAUGUAGGUAUAGACAUUACAUUUGUCGGUAGAUGUUGCCUUUGAAUAAACGUAAAGAACUUGAAACCACUUCUGAGAUUCUUGCCUUGAUUAGCAGGUAGGUGAAACAGUAAGGGUUCUUUCCCUGACAGCUUGUGCCAGAAGCCAGUAGUUAAACACGAUUAUGUCAUUGGAAAGCCAAAAGUGAAAGGCACUCAGGAUGUGUAGCAGCUAGAAACCAAUGUGAUGCCUCUCCACAGGGGAAGAGCGAGAAGGAAGACUUGCCAGACAAGAUCCAAAACCAGCGUGACCUUCGGCUUUCUAAUAAGGUGAUUCAGAAACACUGCGUAGAGGACUCCUAGCCAGAGCUGUUUGGUCCAGGAGUUUGAAGAUGCAUCGAGACUGAUAGUGAGGACAGAGCAAUCUCCUAAAGAAGAGCACAGCCUGAACUAUUGGCCAUGUCUAUCACAGAUCACAGCCCCACCACCGGAGUGGUGACUGUCAUCGUUAUCCUGAUUGCCAUCGCAGCUCUGGGAGCCCUGAUCCUGGGCUGCUGGUGCUACCUGCGGCUGCAGAAGCUCAGCCAGUCUGAGGAUGAGGAAAGCAUUGUGGGUGAGGGAGAAACCAAAGAGCCCUUUCUGCUGGUGCAGUACUCUGCUAAAGGACCCUGUGUGGAGAGGAAAGCAAAGCUAACUCCAAACAGCCCCGAAGUACACAGCUAACUUGGAGCAACAUGUGCAGAUGGACUAUAUGCUCGUGACAUUCACAUGUGUAACCAGCAGAAGCAUUUCAAUACUGUGAAGAACCUGGUCACGUGCACACUUCUCAUCUCCCUGAUGAGAAUUAAAUAAGCUUUGUUUGCAACUGCAUGCACUGAGAGGUUGCACUUUGCAUCGACUGCGUAUCCUAAUUCCUCUAUGGCAGGAGCUGACUCGCCUGCUGUAAUGUCCAUUGCUGGCAAUGGGCACAGGAAUAUACUGUGUGAAGAGACUACUACUGUUUUUUGUUACUUGAAUGUUUAGCUGAGCCUAUUUUGAUAGAGCUACUACUGUAAUGUGAACUACUUCCAAACUGUAUAUAGCUGCCAGAAACUUCUUGCUUUGUGUUCUGUAGCACAUGGGAAUAUGAUGCAAUUGUAUAUAAUGCACAGGGGACUCCAGACCAUCAAAACUGAAUCUGCAGUUAAAGCUUGCUUCUGCUACUAGAUUGAGUAUGCAACUACUAAGUCAGAACUCAUCCUUUGAGCAAUUUAUUGGACUGAUGCAGAGUACCUCAUUUGAAAAGAAGGGAUAAGCCUUCAGUAAUAUGCUGAAGGAGGAAACAUAGGAGCUACAAGAAAGGAAGCGCUCCUUUAGCUGCAGCUAUGUUGGUUAAGCUUUUGGCUGCUAAAACUGAGUUCUGUGUGUAGCUACUGCAAGGAAACUGCCAUUUUGAUGGGUUCCAACCUGGGAACUUAUGAUGGAUACUGAACCCUCAGAGAACGUCCAGAAGGUUUCCAGGUGUUUGAAAUGGCAGGCUUGUCUUCCACAGGCCAGUCUGUGUGCUAAAACUGCAGAAGUGUUUACUUAGCAAAACUGGCUUAAGUGCAAGUAGUAUGAAUUCUUCCUAGAACCCUUGUUUGUGUACUUAGGGUGUAUGUUAACAGCCUGUUACAAAAAGGCAUUUUAGUCUACAGCCAGACAACUCUAGAAUUCAGUUAAUGUACCUUGUAUAUAACUUUUGAUUGAAUUGUACUACAACAGGAGAAUUUUCAGCCUUUUCUACUGUUGAUAGGGUCAAGGUUAUUGCUGAUCAGUUUGUAAAAGCUUUUAGCUAGCAACGGCCAAGUCCUUCCAGAUAACAUGCAUUUCCUGCUCUGUGCUGAAGUUCAGCUAUAGGAACUGUAAAAAGGUGAUGAAUGGGAAGUUCUGGACUGCAACAGUUUAGGGGGAAGAGAAGGAACAACACUGAGCAGCCAAUGGCAGCUUACAUAUUCUAAAACUGUGUAGGCACAUAUGCUUAGAGGUCACUGGCCUGUUUUCUAUUACUUGAUACAUGGCCUCCUUUGCAUACUGAUAUUUUUAAACACUUAAUUGCCUAGUCUUAAUUCAGCUCCAGAGGAAGCAUUAGACUUGCUUCUUGUAUCUGUACAUAUGGAAUAACUUAAGGCCUAGCAAGCUUGCUUGACUAUAUGCAAGACAAGAACAGUCUAGACAAAAAGUUGUCCCCUUCUUCUACACUAAGAUGUUGAAUUGCUUUGUUAGUGCUACAUUUGAUUUUUUAAAAUUGAAAGCUGUCAUUUGAAGCAAAAAAAAUGCUGUCAGGAGC
This is a messenger RNA of Ficedula albicollis (Collared flycatcher), 2490 nucleotides long. RefSeq names its product stannin (gene SNN). NCBI's taxonomy places the organism in Eukaryota, Metazoa, Chordata, Aves, Passeriformes, Muscicapidae. The transcript is spliced from 2 exons. The coding region runs from base 642 to 905 and encodes 87 amino acids. The record is from RefSeq and is a predicted model, not a curated record. Gene Ontology annotation, cellular component: mitochondrial outer membrane.